CCUUGCUUGCUCAACAGAUCAACUCAAGUCCGCCCUGCCUUAGGUGCAGCUGCGUGCGCUGUCAACCAAAGGCAUUAUCCGGUUCUUCCAGAAGCUUAACCCUCAGCUUACAAAUCGGUCCCCGAUGGCGCCAUUAAUGCUCAGUUGCUCACAAGCAUUUCACACAAGUCGCAAGCAUUGCACGCACGAAGCCUUCGAACAGCGAUGUCGUCGCCGUCGUCGUCAGUGGACCUCCCGUGGCAGGCGCGCGGCGGCGGUGUCUUUGACGUCGGGCAGGGCAGCGCGCUGGUGCUCGCGUCAUACCCGGUGCUCCUGCUCCUCGUCCUCCUCUCCGCCUUCGUCAGGUACGUGUGGAUCGCGCUCGCGCUCUACUGCGCGAUCCUGUUCCUGCUCUCCUGCACCGGCCGCCUGCUCGCCGGGCCGGUGGUGUUCGUGAAAGACGACGCCACGGCGGCCGUCGAGCGGGGCGGCCUAUCACAGGCGUCCAUUGCGGCCAUCCCGGCAUUCGUGUACGGUGCCGCUGCCGGCGACGGCGAGGCCCAGUGUGCGGUGUGCCUGGAGGCUCUGUCCGGUGGGGAGAAGGCGCGGCGGCUGCCGGUGUGCACGCACACGUUCCACGUUGGGUGCAUCGACAUGUGGUUCCACUCGCAUGCAACGUGCCCGGUCUGCCGCUGCCAUGUCGAGCCGCUCAAGGCCGGCAAGAUGGCGCCGUUGCCACCAGAGCCGCCUCUGCCGCCGGUGUAGUUGUUGGUGGCUGCACCACGGCUGUGCAGGACAUAAGAUUGUACAGAUUUACAGUAGAUUUGAGUUGCCUCACUGCCUCAUUAUCGUCGUCUUGGUACUCUGCUGACCAUCGAAUGCCGUGUACUCCGUACUCCCUGUAUCCAAAAAUACACUGCUUAUUAGACUUUUUAAAAGUCAAACUUUGUAAAUUUUGAUCAAGUUUAUUAAAAAACAUCAGCAUUUAAAAUACCAAA
Molecule: messenger RNA, 977 nt
Organism: Aegilops tauschii subsp. strangulata
Lineage: Eukaryota; Viridiplantae; Streptophyta; Magnoliopsida; Poales; Poaceae
Product: RING-H2 finger protein ATL80-like
Source: RefSeq, a predicted model, not a curated record